Molecule: messenger RNA, 1353 nt
Organism: Eurytemora carolleeae
Lineage: Eukaryota; Metazoa; Arthropoda; Copepoda; Calanoida; Temoridae
Product: DNA-binding protein HEXBP
Exons: 8
Coding region: 32-856 (274 amino acids)
Biological process (GO): positive regulation of cytoplasmic translation
Cellular component (GO): cytoplasm
Molecular function (GO): single-stranded RNA binding; mRNA binding; translation regulator activity
Source: RefSeq, a predicted model, not a curated record
UGUUUACAAUUAUGGGUUUAUAACAGAGAAGAUGGCGAAGCGUAAGAUGGAUAUGAGUUUGGAUGAUAUUAUCAAAGAAAACAAAAAUGAGAGGUUUGUUUGUUACAACUGUAACGGUUCUGGGCACAUGGCCCGGGAUUGCCCCACCGGCGGCGGGGGCCGGGGUGGUGGAGGAAGAGGAGGUGGAGGAGGAGGUCGCUCAGGAGGAGAGGUCUGUUACCGUUGUGACCGGCCGGGUCACUUUGCCCGUGAGUGCCCCAACGCUGAUGGACAAAAUGGUGGAGGAGGACGUGGUGGCGGAGGUCGUAGGGAUAGAGGAGGAGGACGAGAUGACCGUGAGGGAGGUUCAGUCUGCUACAAGUGCGACCAAGUUGGUCACUUUGCCCGCGAGUGCCCUGAGAACGACGAAGGUGGACGCGGUGGAGGAGGUGGUAACAGCGGGUCUGUCUGCUACAGGUGUGACCGCGUAGGUCACUUUGCCCGCGAGUGUCCCGAAGGAGACGGAGGUCGUGACGAUAGACGAGGUGGAGGUCGGGAUCGUGGAGGUGACCGCGGCGGAGAUCGUGACCGUGGAGGCGAUCGUGGCGGAGAUAGAGAUUAUGGCGGCGGAUCCAAGUGUUACAAGUGUAACAGGUUCGGUCAUUUUGCCCGCGAGUGCCGCGAGGAAGAAGACCGUUGUUACAAGUGUCACGGGACCGGUCAUAUUGCCCGUAACUGUAACCAGGAGGAGGAUACCUGCUACAACUGCACCAAGGUUGGUCAUAUAGUGAAGGACUGUCCGAGUGCUGGGACCAAGAACUGCUACAAGUGUGGAGGUGCUGGUCACAUCAGUAGGGACUGCGCUACAAGAACCUAGAACUCCAGAUCUAGUAAGCCGUGGUACAGAAGAAAAUACAUUCGUACAGGCGAGAGAAAGGUCUUGGCAAUCUUUCCGACUUCUAUUCCGGGUUCACCAACAGUUCAACUUAAACCUGAGCAAGUCCCAUCUCUUGGGCUUCUAACCCUCACACCGCCAUUCUCAGCUUCAAGUCCAGGAUGCGUGUGUGAAAAUGCGCAAAUUGGAAUUUACUGUAAUGUCAAGGCCGGCAGUUGCAACAAUUGCCGCUCAAAAAUGAUUUGGCGGAUUUCAACAAUAUUUUGUAAUUUUUUUCUUACGGACUUUCUGACAUAGGAUUGAAGCCAUAGAUACUCCGUUUAUUCCCCGGUGGCAUUUUGGGUCAACAAAUUUGAAGCAUUUUUCCUCUUCUCGCAAAUAUAUAAAACUUAUGCAAUCUAUUCGAUGUAAACUAUAUAUGGCUUCAUGUUACGUAUGUUUCGCCCAUAUAAUUUCUCAUGAAUUGCUGGGUGUUUCAG